Molecule: messenger RNA, 1815 nt
Organism: Gymnodraco acuticeps
Lineage: Eukaryota; Metazoa; Chordata; Actinopteri; Perciformes; Bathydraconidae
Gene: pop4
Product: POP4 homolog, ribonuclease P/MRP subunit
Exons: 7
Coding region: 148-807 (219 amino acids)
Biological process (GO): rRNA processing; tRNA 5'-leader removal
Cellular component (GO): ribonuclease MRP complex; ribonuclease P complex
Molecular function (GO): ribonuclease P RNA binding
Source: RefSeq, a predicted model, not a curated record
CGCAAACUGCAGAAGAAGAAGAAACCCGAAAGUGAGCUCGUGUUGUAAACAAAACACAUGUGAAGAGUUGUUCUGCUGUCAGAAAGAGCCGGCGUUUACAUUUGGAAUUGAUACGGUAUUCUUCAGGAAGUCCGCGAAAACGAGGGAAUGGAAGAAGCUCUUGUUCGAGCCACCAUCCCUCAUGAUCUGGAGAAGCUUCUUGGUGUGGAGUCUCGACCCCACCCUAAAGCCUUCACCGAUGCCUUCCUGAAGAACAGCCUCCCGCAGACCACGCGCUGCGAUGUGAACAACCUGCUGACCCACAAGGCUCUGAUCCUGGGCUACAGCAGGCCCAAGAAGGACAAGAGGAAGAGCAAGAAACCCAAGGGACUGAACGCCCGGCAGAAGAGGGCCAUGAAGGUCUUCCAGCUCAAACCUGAGCACCAGAGAUACGAGCUCUUCCUGCCUCUGCAUGACCUCUGGAGACAGUAUGUUAUCGACCUGUGCAGCGGGCUGAAGCCAACAAGCAAUCCACAGUUUGUGCAGCAGAAGCUCCUGAAGGCUGACUUCCACGGUGCCAUCGUCACAGUGGUGCGCUCUAAAUGCCCGUCGUAUGUAGGGACUACUGGGAUCAUCGUCCAAGAAUUCAAACACGUCUUCAAGAUCAUUACCAGAGAAGACAAACUGAAAGUGAUCCCCAAGAGGAACAGCGUGUUCUCAGUGGAGAUCAACGGCUUCGUGUCCCACAUCUACGGGAGCAAGUUUGAACAGCGAGCCAGUGAACGCUCCGCCAAGAAGUUUAAAGUGAGAGGAACCAUCGACCUGUGAGGAGUCAGUGACCAUCAGAGACAUGACACACACUGCCCUCUGUAGGCAGUCAGAGGAACCAUCAAUCUGUGAGGAGUCAGUGACCAUCAGAGACAUGACACACACUGCCUCACACUGCCCUCUGUAGGCAGUCAGAAGAACCAUCGAUCUGUGAGGAGUCAGUGACCAUCAGAGACAUGACACACACUGCCUCACACUGCCCUCUGUAGGCAGUCAGAAGAACCAUCGAUCUGUGAGGAGUCAGUGACCAUCAGAGACAUGACACACACUGCCUCACACUGCCCUCUGUAGGCAGUCAGAAGAACCAUCGAUCUGUGAGGAGUCAGUGACCAUCAGAGACAUGACACACACUGCCUCACACUGCCCUCUGUAGGCAGUCAGAAGAACCAUCGAUCUGUGAGGAGUCAGUGACCAUCAGAGACAUGACACACACUGCCCUCUGUAGGCAGUCAGAGGAACCAUCGAUCUGUGAGGAGUCAGUGACCAUCAGAGACAUGACACACACUGCCUCACACUGCCCUCUGUAGGCAGUCAGAGGAACCAUCGACCUGUGAGGAGUCAGUGACCAUCAGAGACAUGACACACACUGCCUCACACUGCCCUCUGUAGGCAGUCAGAGGAACCAUCAAUCUGUGAGGAGUCAGUGACCAUCAGAGACAUGACACACACUGCCUCACACUGCCCUCUGUAGGCAGUCAGAAGAACCAUCGAUCUGUGAGGAGUCAGUGACCAUCAGAGACAUGACACACACUGCCUCACACUGCCCUCUGUAGGCAGUCAGAAGAACCAUCGAUCUGUGAGGAGUCAGUGACCAUCAGAGACAUGACACACACUGCCCUCUGUAGGCAGUCAGAGGAACCAUCGAUCUGUGAGGAGUCAGUGACCAUCAGAGACAUGACACACACUGCCUCACACUGCCCUCUGUAGGCAGUCAGAGGAACCAUCGACCUGUGAGGAGUCAGUGACCAUCAGAGACAUGACACACACUGCCUCACACUGCCCUCUGUA